Molecule: messenger RNA, 294 nt
Organism: Tetrahymena thermophila SB210
Lineage: Eukaryota; Ciliophora; Oligohymenophorea; Hymenostomatida; Tetrahymenidae
Exons: 3
Source: RefSeq, a predicted model, not a curated record
AUGAACCUAAAGCAAGGAUUUUUAAUGCGUCUUAUGAGACUGAAUAUAUGUAAAUUACUCUUUUACGAAAUUCAAAACAAAAGUAAGGACAGGCACUCAAAAUGUAGGUAAUUGAUAUUAGAUAGUAUGGGAAUUAAAUAUUAAAAUAUGUAGAUCAUAAAAUUUAAUAGUUAUAGUUUAGUUUUAAUAAUAGCAGUGGAUAAAUAAUCAAUUAUUGGAUACUUUUGUGAUAAAUUGAUGAUUUCAAUCACAAAUACUACAUUUUGCAAGCACAACUUCAUUGAUGUAGUUUGA